Staurois parvus is the source of this 474-nucleotide messenger RNA. Lineage: Eukaryota; Metazoa; Chordata; Amphibia; Anura; Ranidae. The record is from the annotation of a GenBank genome assembly.
AGGUAUUGGCAGAGAAGGGUGGAGCACACUGAGUGUAGGUCAGUGGAGGGAUUGAUAGAGAGUGGUGGAGGACACUGAGUGGAGGGAUUGGCAGAAAGGGAUGGAAGACACUGAAUGGAGGCCAGUGGAGGGAUUGGCAGAGAAGGAUGGAAGACACUGAAUGGAAGCCAGUGGAGUGAUUGGCAGAGAGGGAUGGAGGACACUGAAUGGAGGCCAGUGGAGUGAUUGGCAGAGAGGGAUGGAGGACACUGAAUGGAGGCCAGUGGAGGGAUUGGCAGAGAGGGGUGGAGGACACUGAGUGGAGGCCAGUGGAGGGAUUGGCAGAGAGGGGUGGAGGACACUGAGUGGAGGCCAGUGGAGGGAUUGGCAGAGAGGGAAGGCAGAUACAGAACGAAGGCGGGGGAGGGGGCACAGGCUGGAGGGAAUAGUAUGAGCUCCGUUUUGGAAAGAUUGAGUUUGAGGAAGUGGAGUGAC